Molecule: messenger RNA, 2639 nt
Organism: Ceratitis capitata (Mediterranean fruit fly)
Lineage: Eukaryota; Metazoa; Arthropoda; Insecta; Diptera; Tephritidae
Exons: 4
Coding region: 465-2126 (553 amino acids)
Source: RefSeq, a predicted model, not a curated record
CGUUGCUCCUUCAGAAGAAAUGUGCCCGUAAAUAGGUUAUGUAGGGUGAUUAGUUUAUUUUGCUUUUAUGUAAAUGCGGUCGUUUAUAGCGUUCUAUAAAUUUAAAUUGAAUUGAAUAUUUCCUCAAAAACUUUUAGUAUAUAUUUACAUUUUACAAGUGCAUGUAAUUACAAUGAGAAACUACAAUACUAAAAAUAUUAACGGUGUUUUUUUCGAGUGAAAGUAGUCGGAAAAAUGUUGGUGUAAUGACGGGUAUUCAUUCAGAAAACGACACACUUGUAUAACUAAUGAAAAUGCUAUUGCAUCUUUUGUUUUUUAAAUUCCUCAGUUAUGCAAGUGACGUGUGCCUCACAUACAUAUAUACAGCAAAGUGUGUAAAUCAAAUGUUGAAUGAGCCUAACACGUGUUAACAAAAUGUAUUGCUGAAAACAAUUUUACUACGUUCCAUUUACGAUAUAUUGGAUAUGGAAAGUUCAAAAAUUGAGAACGCGACUGCCACACGGAAUACGAAGAGUAAUAACAACGAUGGAGGUCGUUUGUUAUCCGAGGAAGCUUUAACAGAUUUCCAGAGCAAGAGCAAUAAAUUCCGGCAGUCGAGUGACGAUCCAGCGCUUCCAUUGAAUAGCUAUAUAACGGAGUAUAGGCGGCAAUUUCGAAACAGAUAUAUUACUGUAAAAACCAUUUUACUAAGGCGAUCCACAUCUUUGCACUUGGAAGGAUACAUGCGCAAUACAUCUGAGCACCAGGAGGAGUUUCAGUGGUAUUCACAUGAAGACUGCAAAUUGUGUCGGGCCUAUGCUAUUAAAAAACCUCAAAACUUAUUUAUAAAUGGUGAUAUUGAAAUGGAGCCUGAAUACCGUUCGUCAUAUAUUUCCCACCCAAUGGUAGAUCGCACUACAAAAAUAUUACCACGUGAAGCUUUCCGCCUCGAUGAGUAUCCAAUAGAGAAAAACGUUCAACCGAGACAUACAGAAAUUUCCACCAGGCGAAAUCUGUCGGAGACUAAGCCCAAACAUGAACUUGCCACUCGAAAUUUUCAUAAAUGCCACCUACAGCAGCUCAGCAUUGAAGCGAAAUAUAACACUGCCCCAUCUGAAUAUAAACGCCAAUACGUAGAAUUCCCUAUAGAGAAAGCACGGUCUAUACCACAAAUUUGUAAUUUAAAAAUACAAGGUAAAUUUGGCGGCGUACCUGAGUAUCAAGACAGUUUUAAAAUUUAUGAAAACUAUUCAAAGAGUGCUCCUAUUAAGAAGGCUGACAAUUUACGUAUGUCUGGCGCUGAAAAGCUUGAAGAAGAGAGUUAUGGAAGCAGAAAUGUACCCGAAUAUAAUGAGAAAUUCAGUAACCCACCAAAAAAUGUGUCAAGAGAGAAACCACUUAAAACCGAUGAUCAUCUGUAUCCAAAUGGUCAGUUCUCGAAAGAUAGGCCGGAAUACUACGACAGCUUCCAAGAUCCGCAGAUCAAACACAUGCCGGAACGUGGAAAAUGCCGGGAACCAUACUUACGUCUGAAAGGUAAAAUCGAAUUUAACCCUGAAUAUCGGAAUACUUUUUUGGAUUUCCCACGUGCACGCCCCGUCAUACGCAAACCUGAUUCCACAUUUCGGCUGCCAAACUCAUCAAAUAUAUCAAAGACUGCGACUAACAAGAGUCCCAAACAAUCCCCACGUGAAAAAUGCAGUUCAUAUUUACCAAAUACUGACCAUUUUUGCAAAGCAUUACUACCUACCUCAGAUAUCAUCACGACACCAGAGUACCGUCGAGCCAACUAUCAGUAUCAAUUGCGUGAACGCACGCCCAUACGUAAUUCAAUACCCAAAGUAGAUGCAAGACGGGAAUCUAAUGUAUCGAUCGCAAAACAGCGAAAUAAUACAAUGCCUUCUCCUCAUACUUCGCGCCAUCGCGAAGAAUCUACAGGGUAUCAUAAAAACUUUAUCGAAUGUGCAACGAAAAAUGCACCGAAGUUUGGCAGACGUGCUUCUAUGCUUCCAAAUUCUUCAGAUUCAUGUAAGGAGUGGACGGCGUUUUCUAGUUCAGAUCGGCAAAAUCAUGAUAAAUCCUUUGUAGUGCUGAAUGCUGAAUGUAAACCGAAAAAUUGGAUGAAAAAAUCGUGGUAUGAGUCAUAAUUUAGCGCUUUAUGUAGCCUCAAUUGCAGAAAUGAAUUAUAACAAAAGUAAUAAGUUAACUCCAGAACGUUCACAUGAUGUAAAUACAUAUACAUGUAUGCGUAUCUAACCGUUUGAUAGCUAAGUGGAAUGCAUAUGUUAUUUUAGGAUGAGCUCCAAGCUUAUGAACGUAACCUACUGUAAUAUGACUUUAAAUCUCACAGAGUUGAUAUUCCCAAUUUGUUUUUCAACAUACCCAACUUUCUUUUUAUUAAGGUCAAAAAUAAAUCUUAUAUUAGUCGGAUAUCCUGACGACUCUCGUGAGGGGUAUAAGGAAUUUAGAUUUUUCUAUUUAAAGUGAGUAAACUUCCAUCAAUAAUAAUGUCUAAGUCCAAAAUUGUAAUGAAAUAAUUGUAGUUAUACAGGAAAAGUAUGUUCCUACGGGAUUCGUUACGUAUGUUGAGGUUAUGUUUAUAUUGUACGACUACUUAUUUUUCCUUAGUUACAAAAUUCAUCUCAUAAAAACAAUAAAAA